Molecule: messenger RNA, 1095 nt
Organism: Drosophila novamexicana
Lineage: Eukaryota; Metazoa; Arthropoda; Insecta; Diptera; Drosophilidae
Gene: Obp8a
Exons: 2
Coding region: 242-1006 (254 amino acids)
Molecular function (GO): odorant binding
Source: RefSeq, a predicted model, not a curated record
GAAGGAGAAAAUAAAAAAAAAUUCUUGUUUACAAGCAAAUACAAGUGUGGAAUCUUACAAAAAUGUUGCCGCUGCGUUCCAUAUGCACAUGAUCCGCAUAUAUGAUCAUCCACAACACACAUGAACACAGUUUGCGAAUACCUCUAAUAUAUGCCCGACUUAUGUGUUAACAUAAAACAGAUGACGAGCGGCAGCUGUGACUGCCAAUCCAUUCCAAUCCAAUCCGAUCCAAUCCAAUCCGAUGCGAUCCGAACCAAAUCCAAUUCGAUUAUUGCCUACCCCCAACUGGAUACGGUUCUGGCUUCAUCUACGUACGUUACACGUGCCAAAUGCCAAAUGGCUGACGUCAUUCCUGCUGCAGUCGUCUGGCCUGCUGGGGGGUUGGGGGCAACAACAAUGGCUAUCAACGCUGUUGUUCAUGAUGCUGUUUUUUGAUAAGCGCAAUCAGCAAUUACCAGAUGCUGUAUGCCUUUAUCCACAUGCUGCUCAGUCCGGCUCCAUCGGUGGACCCAAGAUGACAAUACUACGAGUGCUGAUCUUGUUGUCGGUGCUGUUCGCAGUGCUGACACAUGACUGCCUGCUGUUGGCACUGCCGACGCCGACUUCAUCAGCAAGGUCCGCCCAAUCGCUGGCGAUUCUCCGUGCUCGAGAUGAGUGCUAUCGCAGCGAGAGGAUUAGUCCAGACCAGCGACUGGCGCUGGAACGGCAGCAGUACAAGAACUUACCGUAUGUGCACCGUUAUGUCUACUGCUUCUGGACGCGCCUACAGUUAUGGCAGGAUGGCAUUGGCUUUGAUGCGAUGCGCAUUAUUGAGAGCUUCGGUGGCCCGCGACGGUUGAAUCUCGAGCAAACUGUGCCGGCCAUUAACAGCUGCAAUGCGCAUGCUCGCCGCUCCACCCGGACCGUGCUUGACUGGUGCUAUGGCGCGUUUGUUUGUGUGCUGCGGACGCCAGUGGGGGAUUGGUAUCGCCGGCACAUGCAGGACGUAAUCAAUGGCAACGCUUAGCUUUAAUUUGCUCAGCAGACUCCUUUCCAAGGGAGUUAGGUGGUUGGUCGAAGGAUCUUCGUUGUUGGAUUGUUGAAUGUCUAUGAAUA